UUGUUGGCAAGCAGAGGCAGUGUAAAAAUAAAAGAGGGCUGGUGAAAAUAUUUGACUCCGAAUUUACAAGAUACAUAAUUAAAAAGCAUGAGGAUAAAUAACUACGAAGAACUGAAAAGAGUUGGUUUUCCUGCCGGGCGCUGUUUUUGUGGCAAAGGUCACCUUUUUGGAAUCUGGACGCUCCACUUACUGACACUCUGCGGCACAGGAACCCCAGCCCCACCCGAUACCGUCAUUGAUGCCGUCGUUGGACAGGAAGUUCAGUUCCCUGCAGAUAAUCCGUGUGAAGAUCGAUAUGAAUUGACAUUUCAGAUACUAUCACCGUUUGUUGCUCAACUAGCUUCUAUGGGAACGGACACACCCGAAACCCGACACCCAGUGUACGCUGACAGACUGCAUUGGGACGCGAGUGGAUCCCUGGUGCUGUCAAAUGUGCAGGUCAAUGACAGUGAAAGAUAUGAACUACAAAUCGACUGCUACAGCCCAAAACGAACAGAGCCAAGUGAAAAGACCUUCGAUUUGCAUGUGUUUGAAUCAGUUUCAAAGCCAGUGAUAACAGCAAGUGGGUGUUAUUCAACUGCAACUGUUAAUCUAAGCUGCUCCGUCACCAAUGGAACAAAAGUUACCUUCUGCUGGGAAAUUUUCUCCUUGUCCAAAGGCCUCAACGGAACUUGCCAUGGGCCAGAACUGGUGAUAAACCAUGUUAGAGAACAGGAACUAUAUGCAUUCAGGUGCACGGCAAAGAACAGAGUCAGUAAUGCAAGCAGACAACAAACAAUCACGGAGCUGUGUUAUGGAAAUGACUAUGCACAGUAAUACAAGGGACUGACAGGAAAACUGUUGACCAAGAUGGAUUGACUCCAUUUGACGUGCUCCUCUUGCAAAGUGGCACUUGUAUUGUUGGUCAGUUUUAGGAACAAUUAACUAAAAACUGGAAAAAUGGUGAUUGGGUUUUCGCCAACACUAGAAUGGAAAACAGCAGCAUGGGAACUUUGUUCAACAUUGCCACUCCUUCGACAAUGAAUUUCAUUGCAUGAGCAUUAUCCAAUUAAACUAUUGUUAAUACCCAAA
Amblyraja radiata (thorny skate) is the source of this 1071-nucleotide messenger RNA. RefSeq lists its product as uncharacterized. NCBI's taxonomy places the organism in Eukaryota, Metazoa, Chordata, Chondrichthyes, Rajiformes, Rajidae. Gene Ontology annotation, cellular component: membrane. Bases 88 to 816 code for a protein of 242 amino acids. The transcript is spliced from 4 exons. The record is from RefSeq and is a predicted model, not a curated record.